Rhopilema esculentum is the source of this 3147-nucleotide messenger RNA. RefSeq names its product wee1-like protein kinase 1-A. The record is from RefSeq and is a predicted model, not a curated record. Gene Ontology annotation, biological process: mitotic cell cycle; protein phosphorylation. Gene Ontology annotation, molecular function: magnesium ion binding; ATP binding; non-membrane spanning protein tyrosine kinase activity. Lineage: Eukaryota; Metazoa; Cnidaria; Scyphozoa; Rhizostomeae; Rhizostomatidae. Gene Ontology annotation, cellular component: cytoplasm; nucleus.
UUAGUCACGUGCUAUACAGUCAUCUCAUUCAAAUCGGAAGACAGUUUAGAUUUGUGUAUCAUGCUGUAAGUGCUGUUUGUUUAUUUGUCUUGCUACUGUUAAUUAAAGGUGAAAAUCUGCCGCAUUGCUCAAGGAGGUUGUGGAGUAUUGAAACUACUGGAAAACUCUUAGCUAUUGGUGAAGGAAAAGGCAAUUCGAAUCUAGUGUUUGAAACAGAGGGCCCCUUAGGCCCACAUUUGAGCGAUUCCACUUCAAGUUCCAACCACCUCAAAGAUUUAUAGCUCAGGAGUUCUUAAACUACGGAAGUGAAAAAUGGAUACUCUUGCAAAGAAUUUGCUGGGUGAAUUCAAUUUUGAAGGGAAAAGUUCAUUGCCAAAGCCGAAUUUUUCAAAACUGUUCAACGAUUCUGUUCCAAACCUGAUGUCUCCUGCCUCUCCUCGAGAGUUAGCGAGCCCCAAGUCUUCCGAUUCGUUUAUCGACGAAAUAGAUUGUCUGGAUCAAUUUUCAUCACCAAAUAAUUCUCCAGUAAAAGAAACUGGCUCACCUAAUGGUGAAAAUAAUAACUUCUCAUGUUCUCCACCUUGCUUAAAUAAAGGAAUUUUGAACCUACGUUUAUUUGACACACCCCAUACUCCGAAGACUCUUUUUACCAAAUCAAAAAAGGCAUUUGCUGACGAUCACAAAGAGCAAAAGGGCAUCAGAAGUCCAGGAAAUCUAAGAAAUAGAACUGCAUUAAGAGACAAAUUUAUAAGGAAAGAUUUACUUGCUUUUCAAGAUAGAAAAAGACCACAGACUGCCCCAAGGCCCGAGAAAAAUAUUGUGUAUGCGAAUUUCAACCCUUUUACACCUAACUCAGAAGUUCAAAUUAAAGCAAAACGACCGAGAAUCCAGCCUCAAAGUGAGUCAGUGCUUGGCAAUGAGGAGGAUGAAGACUGUUUUGAAAUGGAAGCUGAAGUUUAUGGAAACCCAACAAAGAAAUUGGCAUUGAAAGACACUAACAUAUCAAGAUAUGAAGCAGAGUUUGUUGAAUUGGAAAAAAUUGGCACUGGACAGUAUGGCUCAGUUUUCAAAUGCUUGAAUCGAUUAGAUGGGUGUAUUUAUGCACUCAAAAAGUCAAAGAAACCUAUUGCUGGAUCAGUUGAUGAGCAAAUGGCAUUGAAUGAGGUUUAUGCACAUGCUGUUUUGGGUCACCAUCCUCAUGUUGUACGCUACUUCUCUGCCUGGGCUGAAAAUAGUCACAUGCUGAUCCAAAAUGAAUACUGCAAUGGUGGAUCUUUGGCUGAAAUAAUUUUGAAAAAUAAGAUUAAUCAUACUGUGAUGUCAGAACAAGAAUUAAAACAACUGCUACUUCAACUUGCAAGGGGGUUGAAAUAUAUCCAUGCAAAAAAUUUGGUGCAUAUGGACAUAAAACCAAGCAACAUAUUCAUUCACAAAGUUUGUAACACUGAAGAGCUGAGUAGUGAUGAUGGCUAUGAAGAUGAGGAUAUGGACUGUCUCAGCCCUCUUGAAACAGACCCUGUCGAUUCUAGUUUCAGUAACAAGAAUUCUCAAAAUGUCAUUUACAAAAUUGGUGACUUAGGACAUGUGACAUCAGCAGUAUCCAACCCUCAAGUAGAAGAAGGUGACUGCAGGUUUUUACCCAAUGAAAUUCUUCAAGAUAACUAUACAAGUCUUCCCAAAGCAGAUAUUUUUGCACUUGGACUGACUGUGUACCUUGCUGCAGGUGGACCUGAUUUGCCAAAAAAUGGUCCUUGGUGGCAUGAAAUAAGGAAUGGAAAUCUGCUAACUUUGCCAAACUGUUCUUUGAAUUUAAACGAAUUAAUAAAGGUUAUGAUAAACAAAGACCCGAGCAGUCGACCUUCGGCAGCCUCUCUUCUUUCACAUCCGACGUUAUGUCCCAACGCUCUCAAAUCAAAGGCCCAACUGCGCAAAGAAUUGAACGCUGAAAAGUUUAAAAACGAGAUCCUAUCAAGGGAGCUUCAGCAGGCCAGGAAUGCGGUUACAAAACCAAGUAAUGACCACGUUUCAUCAAAUUUAUCGACGACGCGGAGCUCAAGAAUAGUCGGUCAGAAAGUGAACCGCAGCAUGAGUUUAAGCAUGAUAAUGUAAUAAAGAAAAUUUCUUGUGCUAUGCUUUCAUGGAAUUCGCCUUACGAUUUGUGACGGCAAGCUUGGAUCAAGAUAAUAUAGAUAUUUUGAUGGCCUCGCUGAAACUCAGACUGCCAAACGAUUCCCUAGCCGUGAUCGCCUGCUACACAAUGUUGUCAAUUGCUGCGUUUCAGUAAUAGUGUAGUUUUGCAGGCGUGAUUCCGCUUUUUAUAUUCGGGUUUCUUGGUAUUGUGAAAUGAGCUGGAUGAAACAGGACAUAAGUGGCUAUUAAUUUUUCAAGAUUAUUUUGCGCUUUAUAAUUUGCUCGUAUGCAAAAGCCUAGGAGAACCUUUCAGUGUAUGGUAUGUGUAGUCACUAUUAAAAUUCGGUUUUAUUCUGACGCUUAAAUGUUCUGUUUUGUUUUUAUUUUAUUUUAUUAGCUAACAGUCCAUUCAUUUUAAAACAAAGUAGUUUUGCUUUUAUCGACGAAUUUUUGUUUCUAUCGUAUAUUUUUAGUAAUUUUUAAGAAAUUUUAGAUGAUGCAUCCUCCAAUUAAUUCUGCUGCGGUAAAUUUCCUCGCAAGGUCAUCAAUUUAUUUCCACCCUGUGUUACUAGGUUCGUUUGACUAGCGAAAUACUUUUCUUCGUAAUUCCUUUUCUGAAUUUACCAUGAUACGUGAAACAGCUAUUUUUCCAAAUUUUAUCAAAGAAAUAUAAUUUUCAUACAUAUAUUCAGUUGAAUAUUUCAGUUAAUCGUUUAUUAUUGCAACAAUAUUUUGACCUUGUUAAUUUUUUCUUGCCUUGUUUAUUCAAUUUGUUUAACAUGAAACCCAAUAUUUGUAACUACAUCAAAUACAUCUUGCGUCAAAACGUUGGAAAUGCCGCAAAUAUCUAAGGUUAAAGUCUUUUCUCCAUUUCUAUCUUUGAAUUUUUUUCCAAUUUCAUUUUCUCAAAUAUACAUGAAAGUAUUUACAUGUAUCUGUAUUUUUAGUAAAAAUGUAUAUAAUUUUAUAAUAAUUAGUUUGAAAUUUUUAAUGAGAUUGAUACUUUUAGAUAAUUAA